CGUUGUACACCGGAUAUGACGUUACCGGCGUGCCCACUGGCCGCCUUCCUGAUCAGAAACAUGGCGCCGAUGUUGGUCUCUCUAAAAUGCGGAUUUUACUUUCAAAGACGAAAAUUGGCGUGUAUUCUUCGACAAACUAGCUCAUAUCAUGUCUGGAAUAGAAGUCGAAAUGAAAACAGCGGGGAUCAUAAACAUCAACAUACAUAUCUAUUGGGUGCCACUAACCAAAGAACAGCAGCAUGCAGUUCAAACAGAUGUGGAAACAGUCGGCAGAUCUUGGAGGCAGCCAGGCAUUUGCAAAAAAUAGACAAAAGAUCAUGCUGGCAUGGACAUGCAGGAGGAGGGUUGAGUGCAGACCCAAAGAAUGUGCUGAAGGAGGUAAAUUCAGCAACAAUUCUAUCUGCAAUGCUGUCAUAUGUGUGGCCAAAAGAUAGACCAGACCUAAGGGCACGUGUUGCAAUCUCACUGAGUCUUCUUGCUGGAGCUAAGCUCACCAAUGUGAUGGUGCCCUUCAUGUUUAAGUAUGCAGUGGACGAGCUAAACCAGAUGUCGGGACACAUGCUGAACCUGAAUGACGCGCCAAGCACGGUGGCUACCAUGGCAACGGCCGUGCUGAUUGGCUAUGGUGCGUCACGGGCCUGUGCGGCCCUCUUCAAUGAGCUGAGGAACACUGUGUUCGGCAAAGUGGCCCAGAGCUCAAUCCGCAGAAUUGCUAAGAACGUCUUCCUUCACCUGCACAAUCUCGACCUUGGUUUUCAUCUGAGCCGCCAGACGGGUGCGCUGUCCAAAGCCAUCGACCGUGGCACGAGGGGCAUCUCCUUUGUCCUCAGCGCUCUGGUCUUUAAUUUAGGACCUACAGUGUUUGAGAUGGGUCUCGUCAGUGCCAUUCUUUAUUACAAAUGUGGUGGACAGUUUGCUGCAGUAGCCUUGGGGACUUUAUCAGCGUACACUUUGUUCACUAUUCUCGUCACCCAGUGGAGGACAAGAUUCCGUAUAGAAAUGAACAAAGCAGACAAUGAUGCUGGAAAUGCUGCAAUUGACUCCCUUCUUAACUAUGAGACUGUCAAGUACUUCAACAAUGAGAAGUAUGAGGCUGAAAGGUACGAUGCAUUCCUAAAGAUCUACGAGUCAUCUUCUCUGAAAACCACGUCGACAUUGGCCAUGCUCAACUUUGGCCAAAGCGCCAUCUUCAGUGUCGGCCUCACUGCCAUUAUGUUGUUAGCCAGCAAAGGCAUUACUGCAGGCUCAAUGACAGUGGGAGACCUGGUAAUGGUGAAUGGCCUCCUCUUCCAGCUCUCUCUCCCGCUCAACUUCCUGGGAACAGUUUAUAGAGAGACGAGGCAGGCGCUAAUAGACAUGAACACGCUCUUCACUCUGCUCAGCGUUGACACCAAGAUCAAGGAGAAGGAUCUUGCCCCUGCCUUAGCCAUCACACCACAGGAGGCCACCAUUCGCUUUGAGGAUGUCUACUUUGAAUAUUUGGAGGGCCAAAAAGUGUUAAACGGAGUGACUUUUGAUGUGCCUGCUGGAAAAAAGGUGGCUAUAGUUGGCGGCAGUGGGUCAGGGAAGAGCACCAUUGUGCGGCUGCUGUUCCGCUUCUAUGAGCCACAGCAGGGGAACAUCUACAUCGCAGGGCAGAAUAUCCGAGAAGUCAGCCUUGACAGUUUGAGGAAAACUCUGGGGGUUGUACCUCAGGAUGCCGUGCUCUUCCACAACACCAUCUUCUACAACCUGCAGUAUGGGAACAUCAACGCCACAGCGGAGGAUGUGUACUACGUCGCACGUCUCGCAGGCCUCCACGACGCUGUUCUCAAGAUGCCCCAUGGCUAUGACACCCAGGUUGGGGAGCGGGGCCUGAAGCUGUCAGGAGGAGAGAAGCAACGUGUUGCCAUUGCUCGUGCCAUAUUAAAAAAUCCACCCAUUCUCUUGUAUGAUGAAGCCACCUCAUCCCUUGACUCCAUAACUGAAGAGAACAUUCUGACUUCCAUGAAGGCAAUGGUAAAGGACAGAACCUCAGUGUUCAUUGCCCACAGACUUUCCACCAUUGUAGAUGCAGAUGAGAUCAUCGUGCUCAGUCAGGGUAAAGUGGCAGAGAGAGGCACCCACCAGGCCCUCCUCAGUACACCCAACAGUUUGUAUGCAGACUUGUGGAACACUCAAAACAGCAAAAUUCUGAACAGCAGCCAGAGCAGCCCAGAGGCACCAGCAGAGCGCUUGUCCCAAAAGGAAGAGGAGAGGAAGAAGCUGCAGGAGGAGAUCCUGAACAGUGUGAAGGGCUGUGGGAACUGUUCCUGCUGAGGGCCUCAUUCAGACUCUACUGGAAUACAGCUCUGUAUCACCUGCUCAAUAUCACCUACUCUGUGGGAGGUGGGGACAACUUCCACCCAAGUCUUCUGCUGUUUGUUAUGGGCACCACUCAAUAGAAAGAGUGAGGACCAGAACUGGAAGUCUGUGUUUAGUACUGGCUGCUGUCCAGAGAUGAAACUUGAAUGUCAGUUUCCUCAGCUGAAGCGAUGUAUAAAGAGACCUGUAUAUCACAUAUGUGUAAGACAUCUGCUGUCAACAUGGCUGCCCUGCAUUUUUACAUCAGGUUUCUAACAAAACAAAUACAAUGUUAUGUAAUGAUAUUCUUGUCUGGACAUGGACACAAUUCAUAUAUUAUAUAUUUUAUAGUUAAUUUAUUUUCAAUACAUAGGUAUGCCUUUUUUAUAUACAGCUACUCAUUGUAGUGCUUGUAAUAGAUUUUGGCCAUCAGGAAAUUAUUUUUCAAUAUUUGCCAAAGCUGAAGUUUUUUCACUAUUGAUUAUUAAAAAUGUGAACGUCUUCUUUCAUGAGACAUGAAGUAAACACAUUUACAUAAGAUUAUACAUGCAUUGUUUACAAUAAACAAAAGUCCCCAAACAAAUCAUUAAUGGGUAGAAAACUACAACUUGAAACCCUUCCCUGGAAUAUUUUUGCUUUAUAUCUUUUAACCCUGAAUGUAGGUGACUGAUGAAAACAUGGCAUUUUUAACAGUUUUGUCUAUGCCAAUAUGUACACUUCUUUAUGAAGGUUCAAUGUAUUUUGUCCUUAUUUCUGAGGGCACUGUGGUUUGUGCACCUUUUGGUAAUAGACUGGUAAUAAUAAUGAUAAAAGUUCUAUUGACACUAUGUACAGCUUUUAUUGUUUUGAUUUGUCUACCGUGUGAACUCAUUUUGAACUAAUAAAUAAAAAUAAACUGUUUCAAAA
This is a messenger RNA of Boleophthalmus pectinirostris (great blue-spotted mudskipper), 3228 nucleotides long. It is a transcript of the gene abcb7, whose product is annotated as ATP-binding cassette, sub-family B (MDR/TAP), member 7. Lineage: Eukaryota; Metazoa; Chordata; Actinopteri; Gobiiformes; Gobiidae. Gene Ontology annotation, biological process: intracellular iron ion homeostasis; transmembrane transport. Gene Ontology annotation, molecular function: ATP binding; ATP hydrolysis activity; ABC-type transporter activity. The coding region runs from base 16 to 2298 and encodes 760 amino acids. The record is from RefSeq and is a predicted model, not a curated record. Gene Ontology annotation, cellular component: mitochondrial inner membrane. The transcript is spliced from 16 exons.